AUGUCUAGCCCUCCGUCGCGCAUUCGAUCCAUUGUCAACCACCUGCUGCCCGCUGCGCCGCCCCCGGCGCACAUCCACCACCUCUCCCCGACCUUCUUUCUGGAGCGCGCGGCCUCCAUCGAGCCGCAUGCUGACGCCGUCGUCCACAUCACCGCCAACGGCGUUGCUCUCCGUCGCUCCUACCAGCAGACUGCCGACCGCGCCCGCGGCCUGGCCUACUACCUCAAGAAGCGCGGCCUGAAGCGCGUCGGCAUCCUCGCGCCCAACACGCCCGCAUUUCUUGAAUCCCUCUAUGGCAUCGUGGCCGCUGGCGGCGUCGUCGUCCCCGCAAACUACCGCCUCAAGCCCGACGACAUUGCCUACAUCUUCGAGUUUGCAGAGGUAGACUCUAUCAUCGUGGACAGGGAGUUUGCGGACCUUCUCAGCAGCUACAUAUCUAAACACAGCAAGGUUCCGAUAAUUGUAGAUGAUGACACAGACGUUGUGAGCGGCCCUAAUGCUAGCCAAUACAAUCAAGCCGUUAUGGAAGGUCUCACCUACGACGCUGAGCAAGGCGCCAAGGGAUGGUACGGGCUUCACGCACACGCAGACAAUGAAGAUGACAUGCUCGCCAUCCCAUUCACCUCGGGCACGACGUCCAAGCCUAAAGGCGUCGUUUACACUCACCGCGGCGCCUAUCUUGCAGCAGUUGCAAACAUUAUCGAGUCUGGUCUGAAUCACGGCCGCUGCAGAUAUCUUUGGACCUUGCCCAUGUUUCAUGCAUGCGGAUGGACGUUCCCGUGGUCCAUUGUCGCGGUGCGGGGUGUAAACGUCUGUUUGCGCAGGAUUGAUUAUCCCACCAUUUGGCGCCUACUCAAGGAUGAGGGCGUCACUCACUUCAACGCCGCCCCGACUGUUAACACGUUGCUUGUUACUGCCAAGGAGGCUGUCAAGCUUCCGCAUCUAGUUCGAGUGACUGUUGCAGCGAGUCCGCCCACUGGCCACUUGUUUGAGCAAAUGACUAACCUCAAUCUCAUGCCCGUACAUGUUUACGGCAUGACGGAAACAUAUGGUCCUAUAACAAAAUGCUAUCCUAUGCCUGAAUGGGACAGUCUCCCUCCGGCCGAAAAGUACGCUAAGAUGGCCCGUCAAGGCCACGGCUUCAUCACCAGCCUGCCGAUCCGCGUUAUCAAGCCCGACCAACCCGACGACUUGCUCAUCGAUGUGGCCAAGGACGGCAAGGAGAUUGGCGAGAUCGUUUUCUUUGGCAACAUCUGCGCCAAGGAAUACUACAAGGACGCGGCGGCGACGCGGAAGCUGUUCGCCGGCGGCGCGCUGCACUCGGGCGACCUCGCGGUGUGGCACCCGGACGGCAGCGCGCAGAUCCUGGACCGUGCUAAGGACAUCAUCAUUUCGGGCGGCGAGAACAUCUCGUCGGUCGCGCUGGAGGGCAUGCUGGUGCAGCACCCGGACGUGCUCGAGUGCGGCGUCGUGGCGGUACCGAGCGAGCAAUGGGGCGAGGUGCCUAAGGCGUACAUCACAGUAAAGGAGGGCAGGGAGGCGAUUCGGGCUGCGGACCUGAUCGCCUGGGCGAGGAGCAACAGCGCGAUAAGCAGGUUCAUGGUGCCCAAGGAGGUCGAGGUCGUGGCGGAGCUGCCGAAGACGAGCACGGGUAAGAUCAAGAAGAAUGAUUUGCGCGAUUGGGCCAAGAAUGGCCGCAAGUCUGCUUAG
This is a messenger RNA of Cordyceps fumosorosea ARSEF 2679, 1710 nucleotides long. Its product is annotated as AMP-binding domain protein. The transcript has 5 exons. The coding region runs from base 1 to 1710 and encodes 569 amino acids. NCBI's taxonomy places the organism in Eukaryota, Fungi, Ascomycota, Sordariomycetes, Hypocreales, Cordycipitaceae. The record is from RefSeq and is a predicted model, not a curated record.